Molecule: messenger RNA, 834 nt
Organism: Fusarium keratoplasticum
Lineage: Eukaryota; Fungi; Ascomycota; Sordariomycetes; Hypocreales; Nectriaceae
Exons: 2
Coding region: 1-834 (277 amino acids)
Cellular component (GO): intracellular anatomical structure
Molecular function (GO): oxidoreductase activity, acting on NAD(P)H, oxygen as acceptor
Source: RefSeq, a predicted model, not a curated record
AUGUCGUCUGAUGUCCUCCACGAUGUGCGGCCCAUGUUUGAGCUUCGCGGCCGCAACUAUGUAGUCACAGGCGGAGCCCAGGGCAUCGGCUUUGCAUGCACCCGCGCCAUCUGUGAAAUGGGAGGCAAUGUUGCCGUGUUGGAUAUUCAGCAGAACCCCGUGGACGAGUUUCACACACUAAGCGACAAGUUCUCUGCAAAGGCCAUCUACAUCCAGACUGACGUUACUUCCGAGGACAGCAUCAAGGCGGCCUUUGCCAAGGUGCUGCAAGAGUUUGGCACCAUCGAUGGUUGUGUGCCCGCUGCUGGCAUUGCCAUUGAUAAGCCCUUCUUGGACCAGACGUGGGAUGAGUUCACCCGCAUUCAAGACAUUAACGUCCGAGGAACAUUCUUCGUUGCCCAAAUGGCAGCUCGUCAGAUGAUCAAGCAAGGUACAGGUGGUAGCAUGGUCCUUCUAGCCUCUCAAUCCGCCCACAUCGGCCUCCCGGGUUAUCGAAUGGCCGCAUACAACGCCUCUAAGGGUGGUGUGCUUAUGCUUUCUAAAGCAUUGGCAGUUGAGUUGGCACCGAAAAAUAUUCGCGUCAACACCAUCUCACCAGGCUUUGUCGACUCGGAGAUGACGAGAAAGGUUCGUGAGAUGAAGAGCAAGCGGGAGGGUGAACAGAUGUGGCUCGCGCCGCCUAAUCAGCGACUCAGCACUCAGAACGAUCUCACAGGGGCCGUGGUUUAUUUGCUGAGCGAUGCUGCUAGACACACCACCGCAGCUGACAUUCCGAUCACCGGCGGUCUUCAUGCGGGAACGAUAGAUGGGUUGAUUAGCUAUGACAAUCAGUAG